ACAAAGUGUUGAAAUUUUAUUCAGUAUUUCAAUAGAUUUAAUUUGUUUUAUCAGUAAUAAAUGUCUAAAAUGACUAACGUAAACUCGAGUCUGGCGUAUGAAAUAUUGCUUUAUCUAAAUUCCUUUUAUUUGGGAAUGUUUUUCGUAUGUGAAAUCGCUAUGGGUAUAUUAAAGGCGAUAAAUGUGUCUUAUCCAGAAAAUGCCCUAUGGACUGAGGCAGGAAUAUUUUGUGUGCUUUGUCUUGUUGAAGUAAUACGUAUUUUUCUAGGAAGACGUGGGAAUUUAGCUAGUAAAAAAGUUCCUGUAUUUUUUUCUGUGUUGUUGACAAUACCUUGUGCAGUUGGUGUGUGUUAUUUCCUCAUAUACCAAACAUAUAUACUAAGACUAGAAUACAUAUGGUGUGCUGUGAUGUUAAUGUUCCAUGCUUUGGAACUUACUUUUGCCAUUUUGUUCAUUUUUACGGUGUGUAAAAACCAACAGUACGAAUAGAACAGGUUUAAAAGUACCUCCUUGCCAAAGAAAUACUGAUUGCCAAAUUGUUUACCAGAUUGUAAUGCAUUUAUACACAAUCUAAAACAUUUACAUUCUUAUUCAGAGGAGAGUACUUUACAAAGACAUUUAAUAAUCUAUUUUUAUAGAUAGACAUUUAAAAUUCUAUUAUAACUGCUUUUAUA
Vanessa atalanta (red admiral) is the source of this 674-nucleotide messenger RNA. Its product is annotated as transmembrane protein 216-like. Gene Ontology annotation, cellular component: ciliary transition zone. Gene Ontology annotation, biological process: non-motile cilium assembly. The transcript is spliced from 2 exons. Lineage: Eukaryota; Metazoa; Arthropoda; Insecta; Lepidoptera; Nymphalidae. The coding region runs from base 61 to 489 and encodes 142 amino acids. The record is from RefSeq and is a predicted model, not a curated record.